Messenger RNA from Hemicordylus capensis (graceful crag lizard), 1827 nucleotides. RefSeq names its product vomeronasal type-2 receptor 26-like. Bases 1 to 1827 code for a protein of 608 amino acids. Gene Ontology annotation, biological process: G protein-coupled receptor signaling pathway. NCBI's taxonomy places the organism in Eukaryota, Metazoa, Chordata, Lepidosauria, Squamata, Cordylidae. Gene Ontology annotation, cellular component: membrane. The record is from RefSeq and is a predicted model, not a curated record. The transcript is spliced from 6 exons. Gene Ontology annotation, molecular function: G protein-coupled receptor activity.
AUGGUCACCUGCAGGAAGAAAAGGAAUUAUAAAUUUGAUGGUUACAUGGGCUUCCUGGCCACUGCCAGUUUCACUGUGGCUUUCUUCUCCAGGAAGUUACCGGACAGUUUCAAUGAAUCCAAGUUUAUCACUUUCAGCAUGCUGGUCUUCUGCAGUGUGUGGUUGUCAUUUGUUCCAACCUACCUGAGUGCCAAGGGGAAAUAUGUGGUGGCUGUGGAGAUCUUCUCCAUAUUGGCCUCCAGUGCUGGGUUGUUGGGCUUUAUCUUUUUCCCCAAAUGGGUAAUGACUCAGAAUUACCAGCAUAUCCUUGCCUUGGCAUUUGCUAUCAAAGAAAUAAAUGACAAUCCCCAGAUUUUACCCAACAUCACCUUGGGAUUCCACAUCUAUGAUGGCUCUAUGAAUGUAAGGUCAACCUUUCGAGCCACAAUGGAACUGAUGUCCUCAGAGAACCGUUUUGUCCCCAACUACAAGUGUAACGUCCGGGACACUCUCAUUGCAAUCAUUGAAGGACUUGAAUCAGAUACAUCCCAGCAGAUAACAAAUAUGUUUGGCUUCUACAGAUUUCCACAGCUCCACCGCUUCCUGAAGCGUGUGUCAUUCAACAACAGUGCUGGGGAUAAGAUUUCCUUUGACCAGAAUGGAAUAUUAGUAGCAGGUCUGGAUGUUAUAAACUGGGUUGCAUUUCUAAACCAGUCCUUCUUCAGAGUGAAAGUUGGAAGGAUGAAUCCUCGGGCUCCAGAAGAUGAAAUCCUCACCAUUAAUGAGGAUGUCAUUGUAUGGAACAGGGGCUUUCACCAGGCACAGCCUGUUUCCUUGUGCAAUGACCCCUGUCAUCCUGGCUUUAGCAAGAUGAAGAAGGAGCAGGAGCAAUUCUGCUGCUAUGAUUGCAUUCCAUGUCCAGGAGGGAAGAUAUCUGAUCAAAAUGACAUGGCUGACUGUUUUCCAUGCAAAGAAGGUGAUUAUCCAAAUAAGGCCCAGAAUUCAUGCAUUCCCAAAGUUGUAAGCUUCUUAUCUUACAAUGAACCUUUGGGGAUGGGUUUAGCCACUGGUUCACUUUCAUUUUCUUUAGUCACUGUUCUGGUGCUUGGAACAUUUAUUAAGCACCAUGACACUCCCAUCGUCAAAGCCAAUAACCGGAAUCUCACUUAUACUCUUCUCCUCUCCCUCCUGCUCUGCUUCCUUUGUCCUUUGCUAUUCAUUGGUCAGCCUCAGAAGGUGACAUGUCUCCUCCGACAAACCACAUUUGGUAUCAUCUUCUCCAUGGCUGUCUCUUCUGUGUUGGCAAAAACCAUUACUGUUGUUCUAGCUUUUGUUGCCACCAAGCCAGGCUCCAGAAUAAGGAAGUGGGUGGGGAAAAGACUGGCCAAUGCCAUUGUUCUUUCCUGCUCAAUUAUGCAAGGAACUAUUUGUUUAAUCUGGCUGCUAACAUCUCCUCCAUUCCCUGAUGCUGACAUGCAUUCAGUAACUGGUGAGAUAGUACUGCAAUGUAAUGAGACAUCAUCUAUCAUGUUUUACUGUGUCCUGGGCUACAUGGGCUUCCUGGCCAUUGCCAGCUUCACUGUGGCUUUCUUCUCCAGGAAGUUACCGGACAGUUUCAACGAAGCCAAGUUUAUCACUUUCAGCAUGCUGGUCUUCUGCAGUGUGUGGUUGUCAUUUGUUCCAACCUUCCUGAGUGCCAAGGGGAAAUAUGUGGUGGCUGUGGAGAUCUUCUCCAUUUUGGCCUCCAGUGCUGGGUUAUUGGGCUUCAUCUUUCCCCCCAAAUGUUAUAUUAUUGUUCUGAAGCCUGAGCUGAACAAUAAGGAACACCUCAUGAGGAAAAACUACUGA